This is a messenger RNA of Pygocentrus nattereri (red-bellied piranha), 1982 nucleotides long. RefSeq names its product methylsterol monooxygenase 1 (gene msmo1). Lineage: Eukaryota; Metazoa; Chordata; Actinopteri; Characiformes; Serrasalmidae. The record is from RefSeq and is a predicted model, not a curated record. The transcript is spliced from 6 exons. Gene Ontology annotation, biological process: sterol biosynthetic process. The coding region runs from base 309 to 1184 and encodes 291 amino acids. Gene Ontology annotation, molecular function: C-4 methylsterol oxidase activity; iron ion binding.
CUGAACCAGUUGGACGUGGGUAGAGAGUAGUAGUUUGAAGUGACUGAGUGACCCAGCGAGCUGAGCUUUAGUGUUUCCUGUAGUUAAAGGCAGAUUUCCCCAGUUCAGUAAAACCUCUCGGUACCUGGCGUGUGAUCCAGCCACUGGAGUGAGUCUGAUAAUUCCCAUUAUUUACAGACAUCACUGAAGUAAUCUGUGCUGGCAGACGGCCGGAAGGUGUUUCUAAAGGAAAAUAAACCAGCGUGCUUCCCGCCGUGUUGUUAGUGGCGGCCAGCCAGUCUGCAGGGGGGCCCCACUGACCCGCAGGCAUGGAGGUGAACGGCACGACCAACAUUUUGUCCUCUGCGUACCUGGCCGUGGAGUACGUGGACUCGCUGCUGCCGGAGAACCCUCUGCAGGUGCCGGUGAAAGCGGCGUGGAACCACAUGCUUCAGAACUACAGCAAGUUUCAGAUCGCAACGUGGGGCUCCCUCAUCGUCCACGAGCUCAUCUACUUCCUUUUCUGCCUGCCGGGCUUCAUCUUCCAGUUCCUGCCGUUCAUGCAGAAGUACAAGAUUCAGCAGGAUAAACCAGAGACAUGGGAGUUGCAGUGGAAGUGCUUUAAGAUGCUCCUCUUCAAUCACUUCUUCAUCCAGCUGCCGCUCAUCUGUGGCACAUACUACUUUACUGAAUUCUUCAGCAUCCCUUAUGACUGGGAGUCCAUGCCCCGCUGGCCGUAUCUGCUGGCUCAGUGUUUUGGCUGUGCAGUGAUUGAGGAUACGUGGCACUACUUCCUCCACAGAGCUCUGCACCACCGCAGAAUCUACAAAUACAUCCACAAAGUCCACCACGAGUUCACGUCGCCGUUUGGGAUGCAGGCUGAAUACGCUCACCCUCUCGAGACCAUUAUCCUGGGGGCAGGGUUCUUCAUCGGCAUCAUGGUGUUCUGCAAUCAUGUGGCUCUCCUUUGGGCGUGGGUCACUGUCCGCUUGCUGGAGACCAUCGACGUGCAUAGUGGAUAUGAUAUCCCUCUGAACCCGCUGCACCUGAUCCCGUUCUACGCUGGCGCGCGCUUCCAUGACUUCCACCAUAUGAACUUUGUGGGCAACUACGGCUCGACAUUCACCUGGUGGGACAGACUCUUUAACACCGACUCCCAGUACAACAAAUACUCAGACAAACAGGCUGUGAAGAAAGACGAGUAACACGUUCGCGAGUGUGUUACAGAGCGGACUGAACGGAUGUCGGUGAAUUAAUAGCCGCAUCCUAGAUUUCACCCCUUGUGCCUUUUAAAGGGAAGACACUCACAUACAUAGUAGGGUGACUGCUUUGCUGUGUCUGUACCUCACUCACACAAUAUGAGAGUGGCUGUUGUGAUCUGAAGGGACCGUCAGGAUUGGCUUCCUUCAGUGUCAUUAUUCAGUACUGCAGAAAUCGCUGUUAAAUAAUAACGACGUCAUUCCUCAGAGCACUUUACAUUUCCCUCGUAUGAAAUGCUUUGUCUUUUGAAUGUUUUGUUAAAGGUUUUUCUCUUAACCGAGUCCCUGCUGGAGAUCUCACAGAGGAUACGAUGCUUUCAGGUGGAAUGCUGCGUACACUGAAACCCUUUGUGGAAAUUCAUAGCUAAAGAUAUUAUCAUUUUUUAAAAAAAAGAAAACGUUUACUCUUUCUGAAGUGCGACAGGAUAUGCGGUGUGUUAUCCUAUAGGCUGUAUGACAUUACAUCUGAUAAGGCAGACUGAAUAAACUGGUGAGAAAUAUCCAUUUUCUGACCGUUUGGCCUCAUUCGCAUUAUGUUUUGUGUGUAUGUCACUUUCAGUGAAAGUUCUCGUGCACAUUUAAAUACUGUGGUAUUUAUACAUCUGGGUUGGGCAAAGCAGCGGAAAUGCAUCAAUACUUACAGCCACAAUAUGCAUCUUGAUAUUUUGUUUUUUGGAGGUUUGAUGAGCUGUAACACAGAAAUAGGACCAGCAGUGCCAUAUUUAAUAAAAUACUAUCAAAACC